Manihot esculenta (cassava) is the source of this 1761-nucleotide messenger RNA. RefSeq names its product putative disease resistance protein RGA3. NCBI's taxonomy places the organism in Eukaryota, Viridiplantae, Streptophyta, Magnoliopsida, Malpighiales, Euphorbiaceae. The transcript has a single exon. The record is from RefSeq and is a predicted model, not a curated record. Bases 1 to 1761 code for a protein of 586 amino acids.
AUGGCUGGGAAUCGGAAUAUGAUAGAUAUUGAUGAGAAAACACAUCAUCUGUCACUUGGUUUCCACUUUGAUCCUAGCUAUUUUGGGAUUCCAUCUGCCAAACAGUUGCGGACAUUUCUUUUGCCAUGUCAAGAAGUUUGGCCAAGUAAUGAAGGAAGACAGAAAAUGCCCAAUAAUGAAACUUCCUUUUCCAACUUUAGGAAUUUACGGGUGUUUGAUUUACAUAAUUCUGGAAUUGAGAAGGUGCCAACUUGCAUUCAGAAGAUGAAAUAUCUGAGGUAUCUUGACCUUUCCAGAAAUGAUAAAAUCAAGGCACUUCCAAAUUCUAUUUCUAGACUUCAACUUUUGCAAGUGCUGAAACUUUCCAAUUGUGAAGAGCUUAGAGAGCUACCAAAAGAUAUUACCAAGCUAGUCAAUCUCAGGCAUCUUGAUUGUGAGAGAUGUUGGAGUUUGACGCACAUGCCGUGUGGGCUUGGAAAAUUAACUUCCCUUCAAAUGUUAACUUGGUUUCCAGUUGCCAAAGAUAGUUCUGUCUCUAAUCAUGUUGGGGGCUUGGUUGAAUUGAAUCGGCUAAACUUGAGAGGAAGGAUAGAAAUAAGAAAUCUCAAGUGUGUGAAAUAUGAAUCAGAAUUUGAGUCAGCUAAUUUAAUGGAGAAGCCACUUCUUCAGUCAUUGAGUCUGUGCUGGAAUCGAGAUGAUGAUGAUGAUGACAACGACAAUGUAGAUGUCAACUAUGAUGAAAGGUGCUUGGAGAGGCUUCGGCCACACGAAAACCUGAAGAAGUUGAAGGUGUGUGAUUAUGGAGGCACGAAAUUCCCUGAUUGGCUUUCUUCCCUCACAAAUUUAGUUAAUAUUUGUAUACAAGAUUGUGGAAAUUGUGACCGUCUUCCCCGUUUGGAUCGAAUCCCCUCGCUUCAAUAUUUUCAAUAUUUAAGGAUUGAUGGAUUUCCUAAACUUGAGUUCAUAUAUCAUGAGGGGGAUAAUUUCCCUGGAGCAGGAGGCGGAGGAAAUGAAUCGACCUUCUUCCCAUCCCUGAAGGAACUGUAUAUCUUGGAUUGUCCUAGCCUGAAGAGUUGGUGGAAGAAAGGGGAUGAUUUAACCAUGAAAAUAACAGCAGAGCUCCCUCACUUUACUAGACUUUCUAAGCUAGAAAUUAGUGAGUGCCCUCAGCUGACUUGCAUGCCGCUAUUUCCAAACCUCGAUGAAAAGCUACUGUUGGAAAACUGCAGCUUAGUACAACACUUGCAGCAGAUGAUUAAGAUGUCGAUUGUUCAGGCAGUGCCAUCAACUUCUUCUUCAUCAUCUUCAUCAUCGUCAAUGCUUGGGCUCUCCAAAUUGAAGGCAUUGUGGGUUGUGUCAAUUGAAGAUCUCAAAGCUUUUCCUCAAGAGUUGCUACUGAUCCUCACUUCUCUUGAAGAAUUACAUCUCAAGGAUUGCCCACGGUUAGCCAGUUUACCUCUUGAAAUGCGUCAGCUCACUUUACGAGCUUUAGAUAUUAAAGGAUGUUCUCAAUUGAAGGAAAAGUAUGGAACUAGAAAGUGCUCCGAUUGGCGUAUAAUUUCUCACAUCCCAAAUAUUCAAAUUGAUGGGCAAAAGGUUCAAUGGGAUCGCAAAUAUUUAUGGGAUCAGGAGGAUUCUUCUAUCGUUCCUGCAAGUCCUCUCUCCAAAUUAAAGACGUUGAUAGUUGAGGAUCUCGAAUCUCUACCAGAAGACUGGCUGCCGAAUCUCACUCGUCUUCAGCACAGAAUCCAAUCAACUUAA